AUGGCUACAUUAUUGACGCGGUCUUCGCGUCCAGUAAUACACAAUUUUCGUCAAUUGACUCAAUCUAGACCGGGGAAUCAUGUUCUCUCCCUGCUGUCCUCAGAACCACCAAACACCGAUCUAGCCAUUGGCACUACAUCGAAACUUCCACCUACUCCAGACUCUUUCACGCAAAAUUCCAAAUUUUUGAAGAUUCUUGAUGAGGUUGUGGCUGAACAUGCCGUCGAAGAUCCCGAGGUUCAAUCCCAAGCUCAAGUGAUGGUGUCCACGGCGGGUGCCAACUUGGGUUCGGGUGGCUUCUUCUUCGCGCCUCAACACAACCAGAGGAAGAGGUCUGGAUACGGACAGGGAUUGAACACUGGUGGUGAUUCUGCAGGUGGUGCGAGCGGACAAGGUGGUGCUGGCUCUGGCGGAAGGGGUGGCUGGAUUCAUGUAUCUGAUAACCGCCGGCCGCCAGAGUAUGGUCGGAUUGCGUGGCCUGAGGAUAUUUUCGGCAGUGUCGAAGUCGAUGGCAAUGGAAACUUUGUCGGAAACAACGGGAAUUACCAAUCUAGUGGAACCUAUCGAAUCAUUACCCGUGACGGGAUUCUCGGACUGAGCCCGUUCCUGCGAGAGAAGCUAGUUGAACGACUUCGAAAGGCCGGUUGA
Talaromyces amestolkiae is the source of this 648-nucleotide messenger RNA. RefSeq lists its product as uncharacterized. The transcript has 5 exons. Bases 1 to 648 code for a protein of 215 amino acids. The record is from RefSeq and is a predicted model, not a curated record. NCBI's taxonomy places the organism in Eukaryota, Fungi, Ascomycota, Eurotiomycetes, Eurotiales, Trichocomaceae.